Prunus armeniaca (apricot) is the source of this 423-nucleotide messenger RNA. Lineage: Eukaryota; Viridiplantae; Streptophyta; Magnoliopsida; Rosales; Rosaceae. The record is from the annotation of a GenBank genome assembly.
AUGGGGCCUCCUUUGACAGUGAAUAACAAAGAAGAAUUAUCACCACCACAAGCAUUAAAUGGAAGCCUUCCAAAGUAUGGCCAUCGUGGGAUUAAUUGGGAUCUUAUCAGUGUUGAAAUAGGAUUUACAGUUGGCUUUGGAGUUUCCGUUGGGUCACUUGUGUUGUGCAAGAGAUGGAGUAAGUGGUAUCACAAAGCUAUGUACAGGAUGAUUCUUAAGAUAUUCCCACAGCUGGAGGAAAGAAUUGGAAUUCAUCGAAGACAUGUUCACAUAAAUCGAAGGUGGAGAGUUGAGGAGCAAUGCAGCUGGACUCCAAUCCAUGGCAAGAAGAUGAACAGCUCGAUCUCCAUGACCCUUCUUUCUUUGACAGCUUCCACUUCUCAUCGAAGUAGAAAGGCGGUGGAUGGUGAUGAGAACUUGUAG